Pimephales promelas (fathead minnow) is the source of this 2240-nucleotide messenger RNA. The record is from RefSeq and is a predicted model, not a curated record. NCBI's taxonomy places the organism in Eukaryota, Metazoa, Chordata, Actinopteri, Cypriniformes, Leuciscidae.
CUCCACCAGUCAUUCUGAGGUGAUGCAUCUGAAGGAUGACACUGUCAGGCAAAAGCUUUUCAUGGACGUUUUGGAAGGUACCAAAGCAGCACUGCUGAUGUCUCAGUCUGUGUUCUGUCUGCGUCUGGGCUCCAUGAUGGUCACACUGCUCCUCAUCCUACUCAAACAGUGGAAAAGUGUGUUGGUGUCUGCUCCAGCUCUACUGACGCCCUUGUCUUUGAUGAUGGAGAGCGUUCUGCACGCUGAACAACAGCUCAUGGACCGAACCAAAGCCAAACUCCUGUCAGCUCUCAUCUUAGCUCUACAUAUACAAGGACUCAACGGAGGAGAGAUUACCCAGCUUCCCCAGCUGCUGUUGUGCAUGUGUGAGAUGGUUCAGGACGAAGCCCUGGCGUUGAUUGACAGCACACGUCACAUGAUCCAGAGGGGUGACGUUCAGGAGGACAGCAUGGAGACAGACAGCCCGCAUUUCCAGAAAGACCAGCGAGACUCAGUGUGUGUGUUAGCUCUUCAUCUCUCUAAAGAGUUGUGUCGUGCCGAUGAGGAUGGUGAGCAGUGGCUGCAGGUGGUCCGGAAGCUGCCAGUUCUGCCGUCGGUUCUGAGCGCUCUAGAACUGAGUCUGCGCUCCAAACAGAACCUUUACUUCACCGAGGCAGCGCUUCAUCUGCUGCUCACACUCGCGAGAACACCGCAGGGGGCGGCAGCAGUGGCAGGUGCCGGAGUGAUCCAGAGCAUCUGUCUUCCUCUCCUCAGUGUGUAUGAGGGUCCAGCUAAUGGAGCCUCUCAGGCGUUUGUGCGUAAGUCUCAGGACGCUCCCAGCUGGCCUGGUGUGUACAGAUUGUGUUUGUCUCUGAUGGAAAGUCUGCUGAAAACUCUCCGUUACAACUUCAUUAAUGAGGCGCUCGACUUUGUGGGUGUGCACCAAGAGCGCAUCCUUCAGUGUCUGAAUGCGGUGAGGACGGUUCAGUCUCUGGCGUGUCUGGAUGAGGCCGAUCACACGGUGGGCUUCUUGCUCCAGCUCUCCAACUUCUGCAAGGAGUGGCAGUUCCACCUGCCGCAGCUGCUGAGAGACGUGCAGGUGAAUCUGUGCUAUCUGUGUCAGACGUGUACGUACCUCCUUCACAGCAAGAAGAUGCUGCACCAUUACCUGCAGGUUAAGAAUGGGGAGGGGCUUCCUCAGGGGCCACACCCCCAGCGUGCCGCUCAGCCCGCCUCUAAAGAGCAGGUGGAGGGCGAGAGAGAAGAGGCGGAGUCUAAAGCCCUGCAGGCGGUGCAGUGCAGCCUGUUAAAAAUCCUCAGUAAAACACUGGCCACGUUACAGCACUUCACGCCCGACUGCUGUCAGAUAUUACUGGACCAGUCUAUGGACCUUGCGGAGUACAGGACUCUGUUUGUGUUGAGUUUCACCACUCCUGCGUUUGACUCCGAUGUGGCGCCGUCGUUUGGCACUCUGAUGGCCACUAUUAAUGUGGCGCUGAGCAUGCUGGGAGAGAUUGAGAAGAAGAAAGAGCCGGUUGUCUCCUCUGAGGACACACAAGCACUAAAGUCUUUGCUGAUGUUCUCCAUGGAGAACUGCUUCUACGUGUUGAUCUCUCAGGCUGUCCGUUGUCUGAAGGAUCCUUCAGUUUUGCCCCGAGACAAACAGAGACUUAAACAGGAGCUCAGCUCAGAGCUGAGUACACUAUUGUCCACAUUAUUCCGGUUUUUCCGCCGAGGUUCCCCUUCCUCCCCAGCGAGCGGGCUGCUUCCCUCACCACAAACCAAACCACCCGCACCAGGAUCCAAGGGCACGCCGGAGGGCCAGGAGCCCUUCAUCCAGCUGGUCCAAGCCUUCGUCCGGCACGUCCAGCGCUGAUGCGCGUGGCGCCGCAAACCUUCUGCUCUGAGAAGAGGGCAGUACUUGAAAAAGCUGAUUCAGAGAUCUGAAUCACAGUGUAAGGGAAACUCGACAACAAUGAAUCAGUUUCAGGGUUUCAGGCUUCAUCGUCCUUCUGGUGCCAAAGUUCAUUGCGUGACCUGGACUGCACACACAGGGCCUUUUCUGUUUAAAACUGUUACCGUUUCUUGGGCUUCACACUUGGGCUUGACGGCAACUUUGAAAACUCUCAAAAUACAUUUAAAUGUUUUUGGUAGUUACAUGUACAGUAUAUCAUUUUGUCAUAGCCAUUUGUAUUAAAUCUUUUUAUUUCCCAGUUGUCAUAUACUUGUCUUAUAACCAUAAUAAACUAUAAUAAAGUAAA